Molecule: messenger RNA, 429 nt
Organism: Beta vulgaris subsp. vulgaris (sugar beet)
Lineage: Eukaryota; Viridiplantae; Streptophyta; Magnoliopsida; Caryophyllales; Amaranthaceae
Exons: 1
Coding region: 1-429 (142 amino acids)
Source: RefSeq, a predicted model, not a curated record
AUGGAGUAUCUAUCUGCAUGGGCUACUAAAGAAAUUAACUUAUUGGACCUACAAGCUGCAGGUGAGGCGCAAGUUCUUCAAUUGAAUGAACUAGAUGAGCUUAGACUGGAAGCUUAUGAGAAUCACAAGCUCUAUAAGGAGAAAACGAAGAAGUUUCAUGACAAGAUGAUAGAAAAAAGGGAAUUUCAUGUGGGUGACAAGGUAUUACUAUUCAAUUUGAGGUUAAGACUUUUUCCCAAAAAACUCAAGUCUCGAUGGUCAAGACCAUUCGUGGUAACUGAUGCCAAGCCACACGGAGCAAUUGAAAUUUCUAAGAAUGGAGGUGAGAAGUUAAAGGUGAAUGGGCAACGCUUGAAGUUAUACAAUGAGGGUGCUUUCAUAGGCCAUGUUGAGGAGAUUCGUUUCAAAUCUACUUUUUCUAAGACAUAA